CAAACGUGAGAACUGUUUAUAUCGACUAGUGGAGGAACCUGGCAUCGCGUUCGGUGGCUGCCUUUGCCAGGCUUUACGGCCCUUCUCGGCCCCCGUAGCGGACCGGAGAUAGUCGCUGGGCGGCUGGCUCUCCCUGGCUAUGGCGGGCGAUCUGGAGGGGUGCAAGUCCCUGAGCGGGCUGCUGAGCGGCCUAGCGCAGAACGCCUUCCACGGACACUCGGGCAUCACUGAGGAGCUGCUGCACAACCAACUCUAUCCGGAAGUGCCACCGGAGGAAUUCCGCCCCUUCCUGGCGAAGAUGAGGGGAAUUCUCAAGUCUAUUGCAUCUGCAGACAUGGAUUUCAACCAAUUAGAGGCAUUCCUGACAGCUCAAACCAAAAAGCAAGGUGGCAUCACCAGUGAACAAGCUGCAGUUAUCUCUAAGUUUUGGAAGAGCCACAAGACAAAAAUCCGAGAGAGCCUUAUGAACCAGAGCCGCUGGGACAAUGGACUUCGGGGCCUGAGCUGGAGAGUCGACGGCAAGUCUCAGUCGCGGCACUCAACUCAAAUACACAGCCCUGUUGCUAUAAUAGAGCUGGAAUUUGGGAAAAGUGGACAGGAAUCUGAAUUUCUGUGUCUGGAAUUUGAUGAAGUUAAGGUCAAGCAAACCCUGAAGAAGCUGUCAGAGGUAGAAGAGAGCAUCAACAGGCUGAUGCAGGCAGCGUAACUGACAGCGGAGGAAGGAGCGAUGAAGUGAAGGUGCUCACAGACUUUCUCCACUGACCUUUUGAAAGUCCUGUUUGCCCAUUGGUGUUACCAAAAGACAUUGUAUACAUGUAUGAAAGUCUUCAAGAACAAAUAAAAAAUAUAUUUUUAAAAGUGGGUAAAAAGGAAAACCCUCAAAUUCCAAUCUUGCCCGUCUGCUUGCUGGGUUCUUUCACAUCUGUUCCAUUGGAGAGGUUACCAUAUUUUAGCAUACCUCAAGAUUAUGAGGGACACUUAUAAAAACAUACUGAAAUUUGCCAGGUGGUGGAGGCACACACCUUUAUUAAUCCCAGCACUUGGGAGGCAGAGGCAGGCAGAUCUCUGUGAGUUCCAGCUCAGCCAGGGCUACACAAGGAAACCCUGUCUCGAAUAAAUAAAAACAAACAAACAAAAAGUGAAAUGAAACAGGAGGCUGGAGGGUAUGCAGCUCCCGGUAAAGUACUCAUUUAGAGUUCGAGAGAGUGGGGCAAGUUCACCUGAGAGCCUCAGGGUCAAUAGGAUUGAUGCUUUGGAAUUCUUUCCACCUGUUGUUUGUUCCUGGGAGAGCUGUUAGUAAUUCACACAUGGCGAAUUGUGUAUCAUAGAAUAUUCUUGAUAUUUCCCCUCAGAAAAUGAGGAAAGCAGUAUAGUCAUUUAGGCGGUGCUCUCCAGUGUGUGUUCUAAGCUGUGGUGCAGUAGAACCUGCCUACCUGGACAAGAUGUAACUUGAACCUAAUGAGAUUCUUCUGGGACUGACUGAUGUAGUCAAAUAUAUGUGGUGUAAAUCUAGAGGUUGGGUUUGACCAGAGUAGGGAUAAUCAAGCUUUUUAAAAAUUACAUUCAUAUUCUGUGUGUGUGUGUGUGUGCGCGCGCGUAUGUAUGUAUGUAUGUAUGCAUGCAUACAUGCAUGUAUGCAUGUAUGUAUGUAUGUAUGAUAAAGCACACAUGCUAUAGAAUGCCUGUAGAGGGCAGAAGACAAGGAAAUUUAGUUCUCUCCCAUAAUAUUGGUUCUAGGGCUUGAACUCUGGUUGUCAUUCAUAGCAGCAAGUGCCUUUCUCAAAGGCACACACAUGCACACACACACACAAAUGAGAAAGACACCCAGCAUCAACUUCUGGCUUCCACGUGUAUGUGCACACACACCAGACUGCAGAUGCGCCCAAGGACAUGCAAAUAUGCAUGUAUACUAAGAGAAAGCAUGAGGGACUAUUAUCAUGAAAAUUGUUCUAGUAGGAGUAUCUUAAUGGACUUUGCUUUAUUGAGACAAAAUGCAGUUCAGGAGAAAGGUUCAUCUUGGCUCACCGUUUUGGAGGGUUCAGUCCAUGGCCACUUGGUUCCCUUGUUUUGGACCUGAGGAGAGGCAGAACAUCAUGGCAGAAAGCAGUGAAGCAUCGUCCUGCAACCAGGAAGCUCCAAGAGAUUGGGAAGAAGCAGGCUUUCAGUCUCCUUCAAGGGUGUGUCCCUAGUGACCUAAAUUCCUUCUGCUGGCUCCCACCUCCUAACAGUUCUGUCUCCCAGCAGCACCACAGGCAGAUGACCAGACCUUCAACUCACAGCCUUUUGGGGCAUAUCCAGGACCACCACAGCAAGCAGUUACCACACAGCAAGGAUAUUCCAGUAGAAGGCUUUAAUCCUUGUUGAACGUGUUUGUCAUCUGAUCCUGACGCGAGGAAAGCUUAGCUGCCUUCGAGUUACGCUUUUAUGCUUUUAAAAUGCUGUUCUCUUGCAUGUGGUAAUGGCACUCAGCUCUCAUGAGGCUACCCCAGGCCUUCUGGAAGUUCUUCCUUCUAAAUCAACUUGGAGAUGCUUUCAAAGCUUCCGACACCCCAUCUAAAAGCACUGGCUUCUUCCCUUACUGAAGGGACAAAAUUAGGUU
Molecule: messenger RNA, 2599 nt
Organism: Arvicanthis niloticus (Nile rat)
Lineage: Eukaryota; Metazoa; Chordata; Mammalia; Rodentia; Muridae
Gene: Commd1
Product: copper metabolism domain containing 1
Biological process (GO): copper ion homeostasis; positive regulation of protein ubiquitination; negative regulation of protein localization to cell surface
Cellular component (GO): endosome
Source: RefSeq, a predicted model, not a curated record